AUGGCGGCACCACUAGCAGCGUUGGUCCUACUGGGUGGUGCGUAUUACAUUUUUAGGUUGGCUCCGCGAAUAACGCAGCGUGUUUCAAUGGCACAAGGCCUAACGUGCGCGGCAAAUCGGCAGCUGCGACCGUACCGCCGAUAUGAGGGGGGUUUCGAGAAAUCCAUGACGAAACGUGAGGCACUACUGCUGCUUGGCUUUACUGAAGAUGUUGCCUCCGGUGGAUUCCUUUCCCUUCCAUCAGAUGAGGAAAUAAAAACACGGUAUUAUGGUUUAAUGAAGCAACUACACUCGGACGUGGAUGGCAGUCCGUAUAUUGCAGCGAAGUUGAAUGAAGCACGGGACAUACUGGGGAAGAAGUAA
Messenger RNA from Trypanosoma brucei brucei TREU927, 363 nucleotides. RefSeq lists its product as hypothetical. Bases 1 to 363 code for a protein of 120 amino acids. Lineage: Eukaryota; Euglenozoa; Kinetoplastea; Trypanosomatida; Trypanosomatidae. Gene Ontology annotation, molecular function: ATPase activator activity. Gene Ontology annotation, cellular component: PAM complex, Tim23 associated import motor. Gene Ontology annotation, biological process: protein import into mitochondrial matrix. The record is from RefSeq and is a predicted model, not a curated record. The transcript has a single exon.